AGUCGACCAGGAUGCCGGUGUUCAUGAGAACAGCAGCGUGGACAGUUAGAUCGGGGCUUGCCACUGGUCUAAUAGAAUUGUCUGUGUUUCGACCCAGAACAUUAGGGUUUUCCGUGGGCCGGACAUCUAAUUUGCAAGUUGAUGCACGUUGGUAUUGCGCACAAAGCCCGGUGGUACAGAGAGCGACAAUAGCGGGCUUGACGCCGCAUCUGACAGGGUUGAAUCACUUCGUAGGUCCCUCUGUGCUCACUUUCUGCAAGAGGAUGACAACUUCACCAGCCUCCGUGUCGGACAGCAUGAGCCAAAGAUUAGUAUGGGUGGAUCUGGAGAUGACCGGACUGGACAUAGAGAAGGACCAAAUUAUCGAAAUGGCCUGCAUCAUAACAGACUCUGACCUGAACAUUUUGGCUGAAGGCCCUAACUUGAUCAUCAAUCAACCAGAUGAACUGUUGGAUGGAAUGUCAGACUGGUGUAAGGAACACCAUGGAAAGUCAGGGCUGACACAGGCAGUGCGGGAUAGCAAGAUCACCCUCCAGCAGGCUGAAUAUGAGUUUGUCUCCUUCGUCCGGUUACACACCCCUCCUGGUCAUUGUCCCUUGGCAGGAAACUCUGUUCAUGCUGAUAAGAAGUUCCUGGACAAGUACAUGCCCCAGUUCAUGCAUCACCUCCACUAUCGGAUCAUCGACGUGAGCACUAUCAAGGAGCUUUGCAGACGCUGGUUUCCAGAGGAGUACAAGCUCGCCCCGCAGAAGAAAGCAUCACACAGAGCACUGGAUGACAUUCAAGAGAGCAUUAAAGAGCUGAGGUUUUACAGAGAAAAUGUUUUCAAAGUGGAAACGGAGGAAAAGAAGCGUAAAAUUGUGGAAAAUGGAGAAGGCGGCAAGUGUGUCAGCUGAGCUGGAGAACGGGAAGCUCAGACACUGGGUGGAGAGAGCCUAGACAAAAUCAAAACUUAUUUGCACACAGUUGUAAACAGCAAACUUUCUCUGGGACCUAUGUUGUUUUAGAAUCCCUUCUUUCCUGUCUGUGAGCCACAGUGAAUGCAGAGUGUUACUGGUUCAGGUUACCUGUUCAUUUCCUUUCUGAGGUUAGGUUUUAAUUUCAGUAGAAUAACAGCACAUUUUGAUGUGCCAAUAUAUUUCAGUCGUUGAUGUCAAGAUUGAAUGUUUCUUGUUUUGAUCACACCUGCUUGUAUUUAGUGUUGUCCUUGUUUUCUUAAUGUAAGCAAACAAUAAUAAUCAGGUGGACAAUGA
Messenger RNA from Megalops cyprinoides (Indo-Pacific tarpon), 1253 nucleotides. It is a transcript of the gene rexo2, whose product is annotated as small fragment nuclease. Gene Ontology annotation, cellular component: mitochondrion. NCBI's taxonomy places the organism in Eukaryota, Metazoa, Chordata, Actinopteri, Elopiformes, Megalopidae. Gene Ontology annotation, molecular function: 3'-5'-RNA exonuclease activity; nucleic acid binding. The record is from RefSeq and is a predicted model, not a curated record. The coding region runs from base 12 to 896 and encodes 294 amino acids. The transcript has 7 exons.